This is a messenger RNA of Bombina bombina (fire-bellied toad), 1529 nucleotides long. RefSeq names its product forkhead box J1 (gene FOXJ1). Gene Ontology annotation, molecular function: DNA-binding transcription factor activity; sequence-specific DNA binding. The record is from RefSeq and is a predicted model, not a curated record. NCBI's taxonomy places the organism in Eukaryota, Metazoa, Chordata, Amphibia, Anura, Bombinatoridae. Gene Ontology annotation, biological process: regulation of DNA-templated transcription.
AUGGUGCGCGGGGAAGCCUUUCACAAGCUGCGGUACUUAAUGCCUGGCAAUGCAGGCAGGGGGGUAGAUAAGCGAGGAGCUGGCAGGGCAAUAACUCAUCCCAGCCUUACCACGGCCUCUACUGCUGCUUAUUCCAGAAGCUUCCUGCCCAGUCUGCUGGAUCCUGCUCUCAUUUCAGUAAGUCCACGGACCCCCAAGGCUUCCUGAAUGCUUGACUUGCCCAACGUGGCACCGUUAGACAUGGCAGAGAGCUGGCUGAACCUCCAGACAGAGGGAGACCUAGGGUCAGAUUCCUUCUCUAGUUCAGUGAACCUUGAUGACAGCCUGACCAGCCUUCAAUGGCUGCAAGAGUUCUCCAUCAUCAAUGCUAAUGUGGGGAAGACCCCUUCACCAGCCACUGACUCUCAUGGAUACCAUCACCUAACAGGUGCCCCAUGCUCGCCUUUGGCAGCGGAUCCUGCCUGCUUGGGAAUGCCUCACACUCCUGGCAAGCCAACCUCUUCAUCCACAAUGAGGGCAGCACACCAAGGGCUCCAACCUAUGGAGGAAAUUGACUACAAAACAAACCCGCACGUGAAGCCUCCUUACUCAUAUGCUACUCUUAUCUGCAUGGCCAUGCAAGCUAGUAAGAAAACAAAGAUCACACUCUCAGCCAUAUACAAGUGGAUCACAGAUAACUUCUGCUAUUUCCGCCAUGCUGACCCCACCUGGCAGAAUUCCAUCAGACACAACCUCUCUCUAAACAAGUGUUUUAUCAAAGUUCCUCGGGAAAAGGACGAACCAGGCAAGGGUGGUUUCUGGAAAAUUGAUCCUCAGUACGCUGACCGCCUUAUGAAUGGAGCUAUUAAGAAGCGUCGUCUUCCACCCCUUCAGAUUCAUCCAGCCUUCACCAGUGCUCUGGGUAUGCCUCAUACUGAGAAGAGUGGAAACUGCUCCUGGCUACCUAACAUUAAUUUAGAGUCACACAAACUGCUGGAGGAGUUUGAGGAAGCCACAGGCCAACAAGGAUGGAGCUCUUCUAGUGAGCAGUGUUGGAAUGUCUCAGGAGAUGCAAAAGGGCACAAGCGUAAACAGCCAUUGCCCAAACGUAUGUUCAAGGCCCCUCGCCUCUCUAGCUCACCACUGCUCACCCAUGAUGAGCCACCUGAACUAGGUCCCUUGAAAGGUGACUUUGACUGGGAAGUCAUCUUCGACUCCUCUGUAAAUGGAACCAACUUUGCUGCAUUUGAAGACCUGGAAAUCACCCCUCCUAUUAGCCCAGUCACCCGCUCGGUUGAUCUCACUGUCCAUGGAAAGCACAUUGACUGCCCCCAGCAGUGGUACCCCACAGGACACGACCAAGUGCUUAUUCAAAACAGCUUGGAUUUUGAUGAAACCUUCUUAGCCACAUCCUUCCUCCAACAUCCUUGGGAUGAGGGCAGGAAUGAUUAUCUAUCCAAUUCUGCCAACGUCGAACAGCUGUUUGAUAUCAAUGAGGAUUUUCCACCAGAGCUCAGCGACUGGAGCUCAAUGGGCUCCUAUUUAUAACA